Messenger RNA from Arachis stenosperma, 4137 nucleotides. RefSeq names its product mediator of RNA polymerase II transcription subunit 16-like. Gene Ontology annotation, cellular component: mediator complex. The record is from RefSeq and is a predicted model, not a curated record. The transcript is spliced from 16 exons. Gene Ontology annotation, biological process: regulation of DNA-templated transcription. The coding region runs from base 85 to 3822 and encodes 1245 amino acids. NCBI's taxonomy places the organism in Eukaryota, Viridiplantae, Streptophyta, Magnoliopsida, Fabales, Fabaceae.
CCUGUCGCCUUCAAUUGCAACUUUCUACCACUAACCCCUUUCCCUUUCCCCAUUGGGCAUUAUAAAAAUUAGGGCUUUUUGGGUAUGAAUCAAGUUACUGGGACUAACGACCCAGAGGGCGAGCCCGUGGCUCAGUCUCAAGAACCGGUUUCAAAGGGUUCCGAAAAGUCUGAAUCGAUCACUGUCAGUGGUGAAGAUCAAGAGGUGGCGCCACCUGAGGACAAGGCUCCCAUGGCCGUGGACCAUCCAAUAGACGAAGAACCGGUUGGUCCCGCCACCGUUUUCUGCAUCACUCUGAAGCAAACCAAGUCGAAUUUACUCCACAAGAUGAGUGUCCCUGAACUAUGUCGCAAUUUCAGUGCUGUUUCUUGGUGUGGAAAACUCAAUGCAAUAGCUUGUGCAGCUGAAACGUGUGCAAGAAUCCCAAGUUCAACUGCAAAUCCACCAUUUUGGAUUCCAAUACACAUUGUAAUCCCAGAGAGGCCGACUGAGUGUGCAGUGUUCAAUGUCAUAGCAGAUUCUCCUCGUGAUUCUGUCCAGUUUAUAGAAUGGUCCCCGACCUCUUGUUCCCGUGCAUUACUGAUUGCAAAUUUCCAUGGGAGGGUGACUAUUUGGACUCAACCUUCUCAAGGGCCACCUAAUCUUGUACGUGAUACUAGCUGCUGGCAGCGUGAGCAUGAAUGGCGGCAAGAUAUUGCAGUUGUUACAAAGUGGCUAUCUGGGGUGUCUCCGUAUAGGUGGCUUUCAUCCAAGUCUAGUGCUCCUGCCACUUCAAAGUCAACAUUUGAGGAGAAGUUUCUUUCACAGCAAUCUCAAACUUCAGCUAGAUGGCCCAAUUUUCUCUGUGUCUGUUCUGUGUUCUCAUCAGGCUCAGUUCAGCUUCAUUGGGCCCAGUGGCCUCCUAGUCAGAAUGGUGCAACGCCUAAGUGGUUUUGCACUAGUAAAGGACUCUUGGGUUGUGGGCCCAGUGGCAUUAUGGCUGGUGAUGCUAUCAUAACAGACAGUGGCGCCAUGCAUGUAGCAGGUGUACCAAUUGUUAAUCCAUCCACCAUUGUUGUUUGGGAAGUCACUCCUGGACCUGGAAAUGGUUUCCAAGUAACUCCAAAGACAAGUACUACUUGUGGUGUUCCACCUCUUAGCCCACCCAAUUGGGCUGGCUUUGCUCCUUUAGCUGGAUAUUUGUUUAGUUGGCAAGAUUAUCUAUUAUCUGAAGCAAAGCAAGGGAGAAAACAGACAGAACAAAACCUUGGUGAUGCCGUACCCUUAUACUGUUCACCAGUUUCAAAUUUUUCAGCAUAUGUGAGUCCCGAAGCUGCAGCUCAAUCUGCAGCCACCACUACAUGGGGUUCUGGUGUAACAGCAGUGGCUUUUGAUCCUACACGUGGUGGUUCUGUCAUAGCCGUUGUGAUUGUUGAGGGACAGUACAUGUCGCCAUAUGAUCCAGAUGAGGGCCCAUCAAUUACAGGGUGGAGAGUGCAACGCUGGGAGUCAUCUUUACAACAUGUUGUUCUGCAUCCUAUAUUUGGGAACCCUACGUCUAGUAUGGGUGGACAACCCCCUAUGCAAACUGUCUGGCAGUCCAAAGUGGACCUAAGCAUAGCACCAACAAAUGAUUUCAAGAAUCAUCAGGCAUCUUCAAUUGGAGUGGCUUCUGAUGUGCAAAAGACAUUUGACUCUGGUUCUGAUAAAUCAAAAAUGGUCAAUUUUGAUCCAUUCGAUCUACCAAGUGAUGUUAGGACACUUGCCCGAGUUGUUUACUCUGCUCAUGGUGGUGAAAUUGCCAUUGCUUUUCUUCGGGGUGGUGUCCAUGUCUUUUCUGGUCCAAAUUUUGCACCUGUGGACAACUAUCAGAUUAAUGUUGGAUCUGCAAUUGCUGCUCCUGCAUUUUCUUCAACUAGCUGUUGUUCAGCUUCUGUUUGGCAUGACACUAUCAAAGACCGUACAGUAUUGAGAAUAGUUCGGGUUCUUCCUCCUGCUAUUCCUGUUAGUCAAGCCAAGGCCAAUUCAUCGACUUGGGAGCGUGCAAUUGCUGAAAGGUUUUGGUGGAGCCUUAUGGUUGGCGUUGAUUGGUGGGAUGCUGUGGGCUGUACACAGAGUGCCGCCGAGGAUGGUAUUGUUUCACUUAACAGCGUUAUUGCAGUUUUGGAUGCGGAUUUCCAUUCUCUUCCUUCUGCUCAGCACAGGCAGCAGUAUGGUCCAAGUCUAGACAGGAUAAAGUGUAGGCUACUGGAAGGAUCAAAUGCCCAAGAGGUCAGGGCAAUGGUUCUGGAUAUGCAAGCUAGAUUAUUGUUGGAUAUGCUUGGAAAAGGAAUUGAGUCUGCUUUGGUAAAUUCUUCAUCUUUAGUGCCUGAGGCAUGGCAUGCAUCUGGUGAAACGCUAUCAAACAUUGAUCCUGAAUCAAUGGCUAUAGAACCUGCGUUAAUUCCUACUAUUCAGGCUUAUGUUGAUGCAGUUCUUGAUCUGGCUUCCCAUUUUAUUACACGAUUGCGUCGUUAUGCAAGUUUCUGUCGUACACUAGCAUCUCAUGCUGCAACUGCAAGCACUGGAAGCAACCGCAAUGUGGUUACCAGUCCUACCCAAAGUUCUGCAACUCCUGCAACAAGUCAAGGAGGUCAAAAUGGGACCACCAGUUCCAUGGGGAGCACACAGCUGCAAAGUUGGGUUCAAGGGGCCAUCGCCAAGAUGAGUAAUCCAACUGAAGCAGUGUCCAAUCCAACUCCUCCCCCCAUCAGUGGUCCUUCGCCAUUUAUGCCUAUCAGCAUUAACACAGGAACAUUCCCUGGAACACCAGCAGUUAGACUUAUUGGGGACUGUCAUUUCCUUCACAGAUUAUGCCAACUGUUGCUAUUCUGCUUUUUCUUUCGGCGAACACAACUCCCUCGCUAUAUGGGGGUUGCAAAUAGAACCACUGAUCCCACUGUACAAAAGCCUCAACCAAAUGCUUCUGCUACUGGCAAGACAGAGGAGACUACAAAACCAGUUUCAGCUGUAGUUAAGUCAGAUGAUGGUCCGACAGGUCGGGGUGGUCAGAUUGUGCCUGGGAUAAAAGCAGGUGAAGAAACGGCUCCUGGGCGUUCAAGAGUAGGAACUGGGAAUGCUGGCCAAGGAUAUACAUUUGAAGAGGUCAAGGUGCUUUUUAUGAUACUAAUGGAUCUAUGUCGCCGGACAGCUGGGCUGCAACACCCUUUACCAGUUUCCCAGGUGGGGAGCAGCAACAUUCAGGUUCGGCUGCAUUAUAUUGAUGGGAACUACACUGUACUGCCAGAGGUUGUGGAAGCAUCUCUUGGCCCACAUAUGCAGAAUAUGCCUCGUCCCAGAGGUGCCGAUGCCGCUGGUCUUCUACUUCGUGAACUAGAACUUCACCCUCCAGCAGAAGAGUGGCACAGGCGGAAUAUGUUUGGUGUACCUUCAUCUGAAUCAGAGGACGUGGAUUUUGGAAAUGAAGCACCGAAACUAGUUACUUGUGACCCACUUGAUUUCAGUUCAUCGGAACAAUGUGAUGUAUACUACGGAGCCCAGCAGUUAUGGCCAAGGAAGCGCAGGAUGUCCGAAAGAGAUGCUGCUUUCGGGUUGAACACUUCUGUGGGCUUGGGAGCUUAUCUUGGCAUAAUGGGAUCUCGACGAGAUGUUGUUACUACAACGUGGAAGGCUGGCCUCGAAGGAAUCUGGUUCAAGUGCAUAAGAUGUCUGCGUCAGACCUCUGCAUUUGCUUCCCCUGGAGCUCCUAGCCCUCCUAGUAACAAUGACAAGGAGAUUUGGUGGAUCAGCCGCUGGGCGUAUGGCUGCCCAAUGUGCGGUGGAACAUGGGUUCGAGUUGUAUAGAGAUGGCUUCCUUAUCCUUGUAUUAGAACUUGAGUUCAAUCUGGAGAGUAUUGUGGAUGAAAUGUAUAGUAGAGGGUAGAUUUUGUUGCCAAUUAUCAUCAUGUAGCUUUUUUUGGAGGUCUAACUUUACUUUCUUGGGUUUGAGUGGCUGUUUUGUUGAUCACUCUGAUGGGUCAGAUGUUCGGAAAUUAAUUCAGGAGAAACCUCUGCUUUUGAGGUUCUCUGACCCCCUUGAUUUGUACUAUGAACACAUCAGUGGCUUGUGCACUGGAAUAUUUUUGUCAAUUUGCCUAAUAGAAACCAUGUAAAUUAUUA